AUGGCGCUGCACAACUCGCAACUCCGCAGUCUCCCUUCGCGACUCUUCGGAAUCUCCCGACAACAAGUUCGCACAGUUACUAAAAAGGCCAAUCCUGUACCCCUUCCCACUCCAUUCGUUCCCGAUGCCCAAACCUUCCUCACGUUGAUCGGCCGUGGAAUGUCGAAGCACGCCAGCAAGUUCGAGACAUGGGACACCCUUUUCAGCUCGGAUUCCUCAAAACUCCGCGAAAUGGGCAUUGAGCCAGCCCGCGCACGACGUUAUCUUAUACAAAAGCGCCAAAAAUUUAUUGCCGGAAUCCAUGGCCCAGGAGGAGACCUCGACCACGUAGUGGAUGGUGCCGGCGAAUUGCGAGUGGUGGAAGUGCCGCAAGAAUACAAGAAACCUACAGCAGCUGAAGGCGAAUUGGCCACAGGUCAAAACUCUGCAAUUGUAUCGUCUGCAUCAUUGACCCCCGGAAUGGUCAAGGUCCUGGUCAAUAUGCCUCUGGGUAUCAAAUACCACCACGAUCCAUCCAAACCACUCAAGUACUUCAACUCUAUGAAAAUUCGCUUAGGCAAGGUCCAAGGGCCAUUCUUGAAUCCAGUCAAGGGAAGCCAUGGUACUGCUGCGAGGAUCAGUGUUCAGGAGGGCAUGUGGGAGGACAAGCGGGGACACAAGGUUGACGGAGGUGAACGACGACAGACCGAGGUGCGGGCCAAAAAGUGGCUUGAGGAACGCAGAAACGCAUAA
Messenger RNA from Penicillium taxi, 732 nucleotides. RefSeq names its product mitochondrial 37S ribosomal protein mS41. Gene Ontology annotation, cellular component: mitochondrion. The record is from RefSeq and is a predicted model, not a curated record. Bases 1 to 732 code for a protein of 243 amino acids. The transcript has a single exon. NCBI's taxonomy places the organism in Eukaryota, Fungi, Ascomycota, Eurotiomycetes, Eurotiales, Aspergillaceae.